Molecule: messenger RNA, 584 nt
Organism: Helianthus annuus (common sunflower)
Lineage: Eukaryota; Viridiplantae; Streptophyta; Magnoliopsida; Asterales; Asteraceae
Product: disease resistance protein RPV1-like
Exons: 2
Coding region: 67-567 (166 amino acids)
Biological process (GO): signal transduction
Source: RefSeq, a predicted model, not a curated record
UCUCUUUUUGUUGAUCUCCACUGCUUGCCUUCAUACUAAUUCCAAACAAAUUCCAUCUACAGAUCAAUGGCAUCUUCAUCCUCCUCCUUUCACUCAGUUCCUGCCUCUAUUUCUCAAUCAUGGAAUUAUGACGUAUUUUUGAGUUUUAGAGGCGAAGACACCCGCAAGAGCUUUGUGGAUCAUCUCUACUUGGCUCUGGUACAGCAAGGGAUCCAGGCGUACAAGGAUGACGAAACACUUCCUCGGGGUGAGUCAAUCAGUCCAGCCCUCUUGAAGGCAAUCCAAGACUCACGGAUCGCCGUUGUUGUAUUCUCCAAAAACUAUGCGGAUUCAUCUUGGUGCUUGGAUGAGCUUGCACAUAUUAUGGAGUGCAUGGACACGACAGGGCAAAUCGUGAUGCCCAUAUUUUAUCACGUAGAUCCCUCUGAUGUGAGAAAACAAAAUGGGAAAUAUGGAAAAGCAUUUAGAAAACAUAAGAGGGAAAAUAAGCACAAAGUUGAAUCAUGGAGAAAAGCUCUGGAAAAGGCAGGCAACCUAUCUGGAUGGGUCAUCGAUGAAAACAUGUAAUGUUCUCUCCUUUUUUU